AUGCCGCCGAACAAUAAGAAAAAGAAGAAGCCCGCCUCCAAUCCGGCUCGAGGCUUUGCGACAGUCUCUAUGCCAUCAAAGCCCAAGCCGGAGGCCACACAGACCCCAUCUCCGGCGACGGGAGACUCCAAGCAGACGCCAGAAAGCGAGUCGCAGCCUAUACGCACAGAGGAUGGCACCGCAAACGCCAGCGCACCGCAGACAACAUCCUCCUUGCAAAAUUAUACACCAGAGGAACUAGAGAAGCAUCUUGAAGAGGCAGAGCUCCAGAUCCUGGUUGAUAAGUAUGCUGGAAAGUGCAGGAAUGACGCAGCACGACAAGCCACAAAGCUGGAGAAUGAACGGCGUGUGUUCCGGCAGCAAUCAGUCACACUGAGCCUCCUUGAGUGGCUGCCCACAGAGGUCCAGGACACGAUCUUUGAUCUGUAUGAUACUGAGGAGCAUGAAUAUCUCGCGGCAAGCGGAAAGACGAGUUCAAAGCAGGCUGGUUCUGAAGAGGAGGUGUAUAACAAGCUUUGGACACUGAAGGAGACAUUGCUCAGACUUGAGUUCCCCGAAAAUCGCGUGGAAGAUGCAUUGAAGCAUGUUCUUCAAUACUUUGCUGGCAACACAACCAGUGCCGGUCGCGACGUUGUGUGGAACCUUGAUGAGGCGCUGGAGUGGUUAGCAACUCAUAGUGACAAGAACGAGCUCCCCUCUUAUACUCAGUCAAAUGCGCGCCAACUGAAGGACGCGGAUGCUGUUACUUCAUGGAUGACUGAAUCGAAAACCACUGGGGCAUCGACUCCCACUGCCACUCAAGGCAAAAAAGGCGGGGGCAAGAAAGAAGAUUGGAAGGCCGCAAAGGUUGCCACGCCUGCCUCCUAUGACUCUGACAGCUCGGUCGACCCCGACGACAUGGUUCCCGAGUGGCUCGACCUCCAAACUCGACUCUAUAGCCUUCAGCCAGAUUUGUUCGAUCGCCCUGGAAAGGGAAAGAAAGGACGAGCUGCUAACAUAUCGGACGAUCCGGAAUCUGCCAAGGUUCAGCGCAAGCUUGCCAAGAUAGAACGCGAUGUGCUUUUCGAGCGUCGAGAGGCAGAGUAUAUGUGGGAGCAGAAGUUGGAUGAGCUCAGGAAAGAUGCCACAUUCACGCGGUGCCCAGUGGACCGAAAGAAAAAGAGUGCUCCUGUUGAAGAAGAAGCUCAGUCGAAAGCAGAAGUUUCCGAAGAGAUUGAUCCUUCCCUGCUGGAGAUUGAUGGAAUGGAGGAGGCUCUCGGUGGGAUGUUCGAGAAUGAUGAUGAGGAGCCGGGGUCCAUCUUGGGUCUACCUCCCCCAGAAGCUCAGACUUCUUCCUUCACGCUUCGUGACUUUGGAAAAUCGACUGGCCUCACCCCUCGUCGGGUAUUAGAGGAGACUUGUAAAUCAAGAGACUCUUCUGUGACGGUUGUUUACCAAGACCUGUCUUCGUCUAGUCAUUCCAACAGGAAAGCCGUGGAAGUGCGAUGGUCGAAGCCUCAAGAGGUCCCAUUCACACUGGUGGUGGACUCGGUUACGCACAAGUCCAAUGCCCUGGCAACAUUCGUGUCAAUGGAUGCUAUUGUCACACCCGAUGCGCAGCAGGCCGAGAACUACGUGUCAACUUUAGCCCUGUUUAUCUUGUUCCCUCAAAAUUCCAAGGAGGGCAAAUCAUAUUUGCGUCUUCCAACGGCCUGGAGAGAUCUAUGGACUGAAUUUGCAACCUUGCAAAAGACACAGCAGGAUGAUAUUGACAAAGCCACACUCAAGGACUUGAAACGCUUGAUCCAAGAAAACCCCAGCACAUUCGAAGACGACGUGGUGCUCUCUGACAACUUCCGCAAGCGCAACGGGAAUGGCAGCAAGCCAGGCACCCCGCUGAAGGGCUCUGGCCGCGAUAACUACUUCGGCGCCAAUGAUCAUUUGAAAGAAACCUGGAUUGCGAAGUCAUCGACGCCUUCAUAUCACCGGAUGGCGCAAGGCAGAAUGAAUCUUCCAAUUUGGGGUUUCAAGGAUGAGAUCUUGCAUACGCUUGAUGACCAUCGCGUUCUCAUCAUCUGCAGUGAAACGGGUAGUGGAAAGAGUACCCAGAUCCCAUCCUUCAUUCUCGAGCAUGAAAUGAUUCAAGGUCGACCCUGCAAGAUCUAUGUGACCGAGCCCCGUCGAAUCUCAGCGAUCUCACUCGCUCGACGUGUUAGUGAGGAGCUAGGAGAGAGCAAGAACGACGUUGGCACCAACAGGUCGUUGAUUGGUUUUGCCGUGAGAUUGGAGAGCAAAUUCACCCAGUCCACACCGUUGAUCUAUGCGACUACGGGAGUGGUCGUACGAAUGCUGGAACGCCCUGAAGACUUCCAAGAUAUCACUCACGUUGUUCUUGACGAGGUUCAUGAGCGCACGAUCGACAGCGACUUCCUGCUCAUCGUACUCCGACGGCUCAUGCAAAAGCGGCCUGAUCUGAAACUCAUUCUCAUGUCAGCCACCGUGGACGCGCAGAGAUUCUCGACGUAUCUUGGUGGUGUGCCGAUUCUCAACAUUCCAGGACGAACCUUCCCCGUUGAGAUGAAGUAUUUGGAGGAUGCAGUCGAAAUGACCAACUACCGUCUUUCCGAAGACGAUCAACACACAGCUCUGGACGAUGAUAUGGAGGAUCGACCCGCGGAUGCCGAUAAUUCUGGGGGUCUCCAGGCUAGUCUCGACGGGUACUCCCGACAGACCAAAGAGACUAUCGUCAACAUCGACGAGUACAGGCUGGACUAUGAAUUGAUCAAGAGACUGCUUAUAAAGAUUGCGACGGCGCCAGACAUGGUUCACUAUAGCAAGGCGAUCUUGGUGUUCAUGCCCGGACUUGCAGAAAUCCGUCGCCUGAACGAUGAAAUCCUUGCAGAGCCAAUGUUCCAACGAAACUGGAUUGUCCAUGCGCUUCACUCUUCGAUCGCGAGCGACGAUCAAGAAAAGGCUUUCAAUGUACCCCCAGAGGGCACAAGAAAGAUUGUCAUUGCAACCAACAUUGCGGAAACAGGUAUCACCAUUCCAGAUAUCACAGCCGUGGUCGAUGCCGGCAAAGAGAAGAUGAUGCGCUUUGACGAGAGACGUCAGCUGUCCCGACUCGUUGAGUCGUUCAUCUCUCGCGCAAACGCCAAGCAGCGCCGCGGUCGUGCUGGUCGUGUCCAGAAUGGUAUCUGCUUCCAUUUGUUCACUCGGCACCGACAUGACAAACUUCUCGCCGAGCAGCAAACCCCUGAGCUCCUCCGGCUAUCCUUGCAAGACCUCGUGCUCCGAGUGAAGAUCUGCAAACUUGGAGAAGUAGAGCAGACGCUCCUCGAGGCUCUUGAUCCGCCAUCAUCCAAAAAUAUUCGUCGGGCGAUUGAUUCUCUCAAGGAAGUCAAGGCUCUGACCAGCAAUGAGAGCUUGACGUCCCUUGGAACGCAACUAGCCAAGCUACCAUUGGAUGUCUUCCUAGGCAAAAUGAUUAUUCACGGAGCCUUCUUCCGCUGCCUGGACGCGACCGUCAGCAUUGCUGCAAUUCUCUCGUCCAAAUCGCCAUUCGUCAACACCAUCGGAUCGAACUCACAGCGUGACGGAGCGCGACUCACAUUCCAAAGAGGUGACUCGGAUCUCUUGACUGUUUAUAAUGCAUACUGUAGCUGGAGGCGCAUCCGCAGCACCCCCGGGUCCAACGAAUUCGCCUUCUGCCGAAAGAACUUCCUCAGCCCCCAGACACUUCUGGGAAUCGAGGAUAUCAAAAUGCAGCUCGUGGUAUCAAUUGCCGACGCAGGCCUGUUGACCCUGGACGCCGCCCAAAAAUCAGCGCUCAAUCGCGCACGCUCCAACAGCAGGAACCGACAAUUCUUCAUCAUCCCCGAAGAUUUCGACAUCAACAGCAACAACGACGUUGUCAUCAAUUCCGUUAUCGCCUGGAGUUUCUACCCUAAGCUUCUCACGCGCGAGGGCAAAGGCUGGCGCAACGUUGGCAACAACCAGACAGUCACUUUACAUCCAACAUCGGUGAACAAGCGCGCCGACUCAUCGGUGAAAUGGCUAUCCUACUACCACAUCAUGCAAGCGCGGAACCGCAACCUGAACGCCCACGACACCAGCGCAGUCGACGACUUUGCCAUUGCACUUUUGUGUGGUGAUGCCGAGUUCAAGAUGUAUUCGGGUGUUAUUUCCAUUGAUGCUAAUCGGGUGCGCUUCGCUGUGCGAGACUGGAAGUCCAUGCUGGCUUUGAAAAUUCUCCACACUCGCUUGCGCGAGAUUCUCUCGAAUACGUUCCGUAACCCGCAUCGUCCUUUGUCCUAUAAGCAGCAGCAGUGGGUGGAUAUCUGGCAGCAGAUCUUCAGUCAGGCUGGUAAGCGAUGA
Penicillium olsonii is the source of this 4356-nucleotide messenger RNA. NCBI's taxonomy places the organism in Eukaryota, Fungi, Ascomycota, Eurotiomycetes, Eurotiales, Aspergillaceae. The record is from the annotation of a GenBank genome assembly.